Ylistrum balloti is the source of this 1045-nucleotide messenger RNA. RefSeq names its product perlucin-like. The transcript is spliced from 5 exons. Gene Ontology annotation, molecular function: signaling receptor activity. Lineage: Eukaryota; Metazoa; Mollusca; Bivalvia; Pectinida; Pectinidae. The record is from RefSeq and is a predicted model, not a curated record. The coding region runs from base 10 to 792 and encodes 260 amino acids.
UCCGGAGUGAUGUUGGCAAUGACACGUGCCUUGUUUAUCUUCAUCUUUAUCCAGAUCGAUGUCACUUAUAAUCAAAAUAUUCUUCCCGAACACCAAAGACGUCACUGCAAUGCGUUGAAGACAAUGGAUAUCAUGGAAUAUGCUAUGCCCGAGAUACGACGCAUCCUACGGCAAGAUGCAGCAAAUCUCGAACGCAAACUCAAAGAAGAUUUCGGAAAUCUCGAACGCACCCUCAAAGAAGAUUUUGGAAAUCUCGAACGCACCCUCAAAGAAGAUUUCGGAAAUCUUGAACGCACACUGAAGGAAGAUUUUGGAAAUCUCCGAGAUCAAUAUGAACAAAGAUCGUUUCCGCUAAAAGGUAGUUUUGUACUGACCUGUCCUGCAGGCUGGGUGUACUAUAACUAUAGCUGUUACCUGUUUUCCAGCACUCGUACCACAUGGCGGGAUGGAAGGGGGGACUGCCAAUCUAAGGAGGCGUAUCUAGCGGAGAUCUUGAGCGAAGAGGAAAAUAACUUCGUCCAAUCAGAAUUGCGGAGAAUCAAAGAACCGGAGCCCCGGAUCUACUCCCUUGGAGGCACGGAUAUACACAGUGAGGGUGUCUGGCUCUGGGUAAGCACAGGAGAAAGGAUUGGAUUUACAGACUGGGGACCAAAGGAACCGAAUAAUCAGAAAGGGAAAGAACACUGUCUGACAAUAAAUGGAUUCUUGGACUAUAGGUGGAAUGAUGAUAAUUGUGCUAAUGAAUUCAACUGGAUAUGUGAAAGAAGUGUCGUUGUACAACCAUACCUGUGAAGAGAGAGAAAAAAGCUGGGAGAGGAUACUUCCGCUUUGUUUUCGUAUUCCAACACAUUCACAUACUCCUUCAUCAACGUGUUGAUAUCAAUUUAAGGCGUCGUUCAAAUAGGAAUGAAUUAAACAAAUAUACAACAAUGUCUUUGUAAAUCUUAAACAAAAGGCUGUAACUCUUUACGAUAUUCUUUCAACUGCAAAUUUCAACGUCAAUCAAAGAAAAUCGGGAUUAAACUUAAAAUCUAAAACAAACGAA